AGAACCUCCCCCUCCCCACCCCCUAUCUCAAGGAAACCAUUCCCAUUGCAUGGGUCAACACGACCCUGUUUGAUUACCAGGGUAAGCUGCGGUCGGGUCCAUUGAAGCUCUUUGCAUGGCCUGUACCUGAAACAAUGGCAGACCAACUCAAUCCAGUUGGCACAGUGGUGUCCAAUAUCAACACUGCUACCUCAGUCUCACUCAGCAUUGAAUUUCCAAGUUACUCCCAUGCUGUUGUGUAUCCAUCAUUUGAGAAGAUUGCUGAACUAGCUGCAGAAGUUACUGACUUCAACAUUUUUGGAGGAGCAGAUGAAACAUUGAUUGAGCAACUAAGGCAGAUUGUAAACCGUGAACCCUUGGCCCCAAUCUUUGAACAAGAAAAGGAGCUUGUUUGGGAGAGGAGAAUUGACUGUCGAGAACAUUUUCCGCAUGCUCUAGCAAAACUGUUGUGUUGUGUGAAGUGGAACAGCAAUAAAGAUGUUGCUUUGGUAUGUAUUAGUAAACAUGUAUAUUGUAUCAAGCUUUCAUUUAAGUGCCCAAAUCCCAGGGAUGUAACUAUGGUGGGGGAAUUUUGCAGAACACUGAACACGAAAUGCAGAAUGCCAAACCCAAAAUACAUGUUUUGUUUUGGGUUAAUUGCGCUCAUAUUUGCUUGCGGUUAGCAUUUGUUUUAAAGGACAGCAUUAACGAUGUUGUAUUUGGCCCGUUCCAAAACAUAAAAGGUACUGUAGCCCUAAGCAAACACAAGUGAAACUAACGGGACAAAAACAGGGAAUUUGGCAUUUGGCAUUGGGCAUUCAGUGUUGUGCAAAUUACCCCUGCCGAGGUAACUAGGAAGAAAACUAACUAUCGUAAGUAGGCUUAAUAAGCUCAGCUGGCUUUCUUGAUGAGUGCAACUUUAAAAUUACCCUGACGAGCCCUGCAGCGCGUGCACUUUCAAGUCCGAGUAUUCAAUUGUCAACAAAUCGUGACGAAGAUUUCUUUCGUUAUCUUUGAUAUUGUCAGUGGUAAAAAACGAAUUGAAUGUGGUUUGGCGUGGUCUGUACUCUUAUUGAGAACGAGUACGUGUCAUCACAG
Molecule: messenger RNA, 1077 nt
Organism: Orbicella faveolata
Lineage: Eukaryota; Metazoa; Cnidaria; Anthozoa; Scleractinia; Merulinidae
Product: phosphatidylinositol 4,5-bisphosphate 3-kinase catalytic subunit
Biological process (GO): phosphatidylinositol-mediated signaling; cell migration; phosphatidylinositol-3-phosphate biosynthetic process
Cellular component (GO): phosphatidylinositol 3-kinase complex; cytoplasm; plasma membrane
Molecular function (GO): 1-phosphatidylinositol-4-phosphate 3-kinase activity; 1-phosphatidylinositol-3-kinase activity
Source: RefSeq, a predicted model, not a curated record